Parastagonospora nodorum SN15 is the source of this 726-nucleotide messenger RNA. RefSeq lists its product as hypothetical. The coding region runs from base 1 to 726 and encodes 241 amino acids. Lineage: Eukaryota; Fungi; Ascomycota; Dothideomycetes; Pleosporales; Phaeosphaeriaceae. The record is from RefSeq and is a predicted model, not a curated record. The transcript has 2 exons.
AUGUAUAAUUUCUUCUCCGAUCCGGAGUGGUACGACCCCGGCCUCGCGGCCACCUGGCCACAGGACCUGGACGACUUCCUCGCAGCCUGGGCUGCCGUGCCUGUUCGCCCUCUGGCGCAAGCUGCCUCCGCGCAGCCUCCUCCCGCGCCUCUUCCUCCUGCCCUGCCUGCCCUCGCCCCGCAGCAGCAGCAGCAGCAGCAUCAUCAUCAACAACAAGCGCUGCCGCCCCCGCAGCAAGUCUCCGGCCCCCCGGUCGCCCAAGGCGUCCCCGCCGCGCAGCCUCGCUGGGUCUGGCUCGCCCAGCACGUCCCCAACGCAACGGGGACAUACUACUCCUACAAGGCGCAGCCUGGAGUCAGCAACUCGCCCGUCUCCGGCCUCCUCCCCGGACAAGACGUGCUCGGCGACGGCAUGGUCCCCGUCGUCUUCGACCAGGUGAAGACCAAGACGCUGGCGCAGGAGAAGCCAGCAGCCCUGGACGCCAUGAUCGUGGCCAUGGGUGGUAUGCCGGCCGCUGGCAACGGCCGUGCACCACCCAGCGAAACCGCGAAGGCGCGGUGGAUCAUCGAGAGUGAGGCGCCGCUCUCCACUCCCGCCCCUGUGCCUGGUGUCGUCUCUGCUGGGUUUGUGGCCGGCCCUCCGCUGGCAACGGAGUGGCUUCUCGGCUCGGUGGUAGGUGGUGUGCUGGUGGUGGGCCCGGCGACUGAGGAUGAGGUGGUGGGCUGA